Closterium sp. NIES-67 is the source of this 3914-nucleotide messenger RNA. The record is from the annotation of a GenBank genome assembly. Lineage: Eukaryota; Viridiplantae; Streptophyta; Zygnematophyceae; Desmidiales; Closteriaceae.
AGUUGAAAUUUCGGCCAGAUUGGGAACAUGCUUCGACCUAGGCUCGUAUUUACAGUUUCUAAGCGCGUUCGAGCUGCCAUAGUGGUCAGCGGGUCGCCCGCUCCUAAACCGUCCUUAAACGACGCUUACUCGUCGCAAACCGUACCGAUUUCCUCUCACCUGCCCUCGCCCGAACCGUGUUCUCCUGCGAAUUCGUCGCAACCGCUGUCGCACCUUCUGUCGCAACGGCAGUUGCGAAAUGCGUCCACCAAUCAACACGGUGCCGGCGAUCCUCCUUCUGAGGCGUCUCGAAUCGCUACUGGGUGGCCAUACGCGGUAGACUGUGCUUCUGAUUCUGGGCCUUGGGAAGCAGCAGCAAUACCAGCACCAUCAGCAGCAGCAGCAGCAGCAGCAGCAGCAGCAUCCAGUGCUCUGGCUGUGGGUGCCUUUGUUUUCCCUGCUGCAAUUCGGACCCUUGCUGCUGCUUCUGCCCCUUACCUCCAUAUCCCUCACGCCCCUCCUCCUGCCAGCAUCCACUCUCGAGGCUUCGCUCGGAGGGCAGAGAGAGGGCGGCCGCUGGCAGCAGCAGGCGCAGCUGCUGCUGACCGGGUGACCCCAGCAGCGGCGCCACUGCCGCCACGGGUACCAGCACAUGCACCUCGACCAGCAGCAGCCGGUGCAGCAGCAGCCGGUGCUGCAGCAGCAAAGGCUGAAGAGCGAUAUUUGGAGGAGAAUAACCGAGAACGGCGUCCUUGGCCCGAGAGGGUUCGGAAUGCCGUGCCAGGAGUGGCACACGGAGCAAGAGCGGGGCGAUGGGGAGAGAGACGGGGAGGGGGAGGAAGAGGGGAGGGGAGAGCAGAGAGCGAAGGACAUGCAGCAGCACCUGCAGCAGCGAGAGCGGCAGGCAGGAGGGGUAGGGACGAAGCGAAGCGGGAGAGAGACAGCCGCGUGGUGACGUUCCUUCUCCACAUGCUCAGAUCCCUCCAGCCUUCCCCGCCGUCUGCUCCUCCCCUCCCUCUGACUGCAGCUUCCUCCCCUGCCAUUACCGUUCCCUCCUCUCCUGCAGCUCCUCCCUCCCGCCCCCUCGCUUCGCCUCUCGUCCCUCAUGCCAUCCCUUUCCCUUUCCUCGCUUCCCACCCGCCCGCUUCCCACCCGCCCGCUUCCCCUACCUCUGCCCGUCCUGUCCCGCCCACUGUCCCUCUUCCCUCCUCUCCUCCUCCUGCAAUCCCUCCCACUCAACGGAUGGCAAGCGGCGGGCGAAUGGGGAUGGAGGAAAUGCUGGCGCGGCUGCAGCAGCAGUGGCAGAUGCAGGUAGCAGGCAGCAGCAGCGGGAGGAACAGGAAGCGAAAGAGCAAGGGCAGGAUCACAGGAACGGGUGAAAGCAGCAAGGAAGGCGAAGAGGGGUCGGUAGGCGGGAUUCAAGAUAACAUUCACACCAGGGGGGCUGCAAAAGUGAGGUCGUACCAUGUGAGUGAGGUGCUCAAAACGCUGUGGGACGCUGACGUGGGCCUGGCGUUCUUCCGGUGGGCCAAGGACGUGCAGGGGGUGCAGCCGGACGCGCACGUGUACUCAAGCCUGUUUGGGCUGCUGGGCCGGGGGAAGGAUGCAACAAGUCUGGAGAGGGUAGUGGAGGAGAUGAGGGAGGAUGGGUGCGGGCACAAUGCGUACACGCUGCAAGCACUCGCUGCUGUGUACGCUCGUGCUGGGAGGUCGGAGGAGGCUCUGGCGACGCUGGCUGAGGUGGAGCAUUGGGGGUUCUCAGAUGACCGCUCUACUGUUGGGGCGCGAGUGGAUGUGCUGUUCCGCAUGGGGCGGUACCGCGACGUGGUCAAGACGUUCAAUGUGAUGCGAGAGGCGGGCCACACGCCCGACACUUUCAUCUACAACGCCGCCGUUAUGAGCUACGGGCGCCUCAACAACACCGUCGGGGCGGAGAUGGCGUUCAAGGAGAUGAUCACAAAGGGAAUGGCGCUCACUGUGCGCUCUGCCAAUAGCCUCAUGGAAGUGUAUGGCAAUGCUGGCAGGAUUGACGACGCCAUGGCGGUGUUUGAUCGGAUGUGCCUGGCUGCCUGCACCAAUGCUGCUGCUGCUGCUGUACCGGCAAGCACUGCAUCAGCAGCACCUCGUACCACCUCCACCAGCACUGCCCCUUCUUCUUCCCCGCCAUCCAUUUGGCCGGCGCCUGACAUGAUCACCUACACCGUGGCAGUGCACCUUCUCAGCAACGCCGGACGGCUGUCAGAGGCAGAAGCCACGUUUGAUGCCAUGCUGGUGGCAGGGAUGCAGCCGGACGCUGUUGCGUGGUCCACCAUGGUGCUCAUGUGGGCGCGAGAGGGCAACCCCCAGCGCGCGGCCAUGUGGUUCAAGCGCAUGGUGCUUGCCGGGUGCCCGGCCAAUGCAUCGGCGUACAACGCACUACUGCUGGCGUUUGUAAGCGUGGGGAUGUUCGAAGAGGCUGAGGAGGUGCUCUCUGCGUUCAAAAACGGGUGGGAUCUGGUGGGGCAGGUUGACUUGUCAGGGGAAAAGCAUACUGGUUUCGGCAAACGCAGACCUGACCAAGCAUCAGGUCCAACGGACGGAUCCAUGGAGGGCGAUACCAGCCUUUGGGCAGGUCAGGCAGUAAACCUGGUGCGAGGCAAAGUCCUCAAAGUGCCGGUUGGUGAGGGCCCCAACCUGAUGACGUACACCAUGCUGCUGAAUGCCUGUACCACCUCCACAGCUCGCAGCGACGUGGGCCGGUUGGUGAGGCUGAUGGAGGCCACGGAGCACCCCGCCCACGCCGUGUUCCACCUGCUCUUAGAGGGGUUUGACGCGCCUCAGAAAGUGCCCCACCUGCCCGUAGAGGCGGCUGGGACUGAGAGAGGGAGUGAGGGAGGAAGUAAAGAGGGUAGCUAUGGGGAGACAGGAAGGGAUGCUGUUGCGAGAGUGGUGGAGAGGGGUUUGGUGGAGGUGGAAGUGAGGAGAGUGUUGGGGGAGUGGGAAGAGGAGCGGUGGCGGGAGGUAGAGAGGGCAAUGAGAGGGGCCGUGUGUACCAAGGCUGAUAUAAAAACCCAGCACGCCUUCUCCGAGGCAUGCGUCGCUUUCUUGCAUAAAUUUGGGCGGCAUGAGGGGGCAGCCCGCAUGUGGGACCUCUGCCACACGCGGCUGCAGCUGUUCCCGAACAUCAUUCGGCUGCCCGCGGUUUAUGGGCGGCAUGGAAAGUGUUUGUUGGACCUACACGGCAUUUCGGCAGGCACGGCCGUGACUGUGACCAAGUGGGCGUUGGAGAAGAUGCGGCAGGCUGUGGCGGCCUCUGCUGUUUCAGGUGCGGCUGAUGCAUCGCUUGAAGCAACAAGUGUCACUCCAGAGCACGGACAGAGUCUCGUUUUAGAAGCAGCGGAUUCAGUUGAUUCAGACGAUGCAGACGAAGGAGCUAUGUUAGCUGCACAUGAGUCAACAGAAUUAUCACCAGGAGUAGGGGCAGCCACGGCAUCCAAUGACUCACCGCUGGAGUGGCGACGACCUUUAAAGGUGGAGAUAGUAACGGGGUGGGGUAAACGCAGCAGAGUGCAGGGAGCCUCGCUGGUGAAGGCGGGUGUGGAGGCGGUGCUGCUGAGGGAGCUGAGGGCGCCCUUCUCCGUGCACCGCUUCCACCCCGGCUCCUAUGAGGCUGACGGGGCUGACCUCGAGGCCUGGCUGCUCACGCCAGGUGUCGACCAGGUACUGGCUCCACGAGAUUCGGGCUGAGUGGAGCUCCGGACUAGGCCUGUCAGCCAAAUAUCCGGCGUGAUACUGCUGUUGGACGCUCGGGUUGCUGAAUCUAGGGGUACCGUUUUUUAGGACACUCAAGAAGCAUGGGCACAAUGCCUUCAACAUGGCAUAGUGCAGCAGAGCAUGUGAGUUCAUUGAUGAAAAACGAUCCCACCUCGACUCAGUGCAAGUUCCUUUGAAGCCAG